GAGCGGGUGUUCGCCGCGAUUUACAAACUCGCGCCGGUGGAUAUUAAAGCGGGGACCGACAAACGUGCCGUCCAGUGGCAGCGUUGAAAGGAAUACUUUUCUAGUUGCGAAACCUGAUACGCCGAGCAGUGCCAGGAUAAGCUGAGUUAAUCAAACAAGUGUAACGUUUGGACAGUGUUGAAGAUAUGCUUUUCGAAUAACGACUGUAUUAGACUAGGUAUUAAUAUAUUUCGAAUGGUGAUUCGAGCGGUGUCGUUCGAGCAAUAUUAAAAUAGUUUUGUACAUAAGUGAAAUGAGAGCAUUAUACUCUUCGAACUGUGUUGCGUUCUUGUGUUCGUGAAGCUAAAUGUACUAACCAGUAUUGUGUUCCAGGAGUAGUGUUACUUUUUUAACAUUUUACAAAACAUUUUACAAAACCGUGUUGCCUUUUAUGCUGUUAAAAUUUCCGAAAAUCAGAGCGAAUAUUUUCUGAUACUGUAUACAUUAAAAGAAGAAGAUUCGUUGACGUUAUGUCGCGUAUAUUUUUUGGAGACAUAUAUUUCUUUCCUUGCGUCGAGUUUUAAGCGGAAUCAAAUAAAAAUUUAGUCUUGAAACGCGUAAGUGUUAAUAAAAAAAAAGGAUAUCUGAAGAGUGGAACUGGAAAGACUUCGAUACCAACGUCUGAUGACAGUUGACUUCAAAUUUUCCAAUUCAGUAUCUCAGAAAUACACAAUCAAUACCGGUACAUCUAAUUAGAAUCGAUGCAAAUUCGAGUUGAUUAACCAGCACGUGAUGCAUUUAACCACAGUCAAUUAAAUAGCAAACUGACCUGAUACACAUUGAUCAGAAUCAAUCGAAUCAGUCGCGGCCGUGCAUAUAAUAAAUAUUAAUCGGAAUCAAUCGAUCGACGUACUUAGUAUCGAACAAAAUUGAUUUAUCAGCAUUUAAUGCCCGUUAAUACGCUCGAUAGACGCAUAAAAAAUAACUGAGUAUCCAUUAAUCAGUGGAAAGCGAGUAGAUCUGUGAAGUGCAAUUAAUCAUCGAGCAUUCGGCACAUUAGGUGCUUCCUUCAAAGCGAAUUCAGAACGCGUUUCGUCAUCCGCGAGUGCCUAAAUACAAAAUCGUUUAUCCGUACUAUUCUAAUCCUCGUCCUUGAGGCACCAAACCUGAAACCGAGGGAAACCGUGUUGCCGUUGUUGUCUCCUCGGUGGCCGCUCUUGGAACUUGGCCGUGGCCGAUUGAUCACGACGGGGGCCACUUACUUCAACAACAAACACACUAUCGCGGAGGAAGAGUUAAGAGGUCGGUCGGCGGCCAAAAAUAAGGGGGAGAACGAUCGAAAGAACCGCCAGAUCGAAGAAUAUCGUUUGCAGAGCGAUUUCGUGACGCGCGGCGGACGGGACGCCGAUCUCUGGCUAGUCUCACGAACCGAGGGUACAAGUACACGAAAAUAUUCGCAGCUACUAAAAAUUCCCCCUUCAACCUCACUCGCGGUUAUCUGGGGCCCGAGAGGGUAAUAUCGGACCGAAUUCGCGGGAAGGGCGAGAGGUCAUCGACCUCCGGAUGGCAGAGCUGCGAUUCGAGUGGCCGUGGGAGAACUUGAAGAGGCGAAAGGAAAGCGCGCGUCUACCUUCUGAAGAGAGAGAUUUCGCUUAUCGGAACGCGGUGGUACUCGAGGGCUAAUUUUAGGCCCUUUCGGAAGACGAGGCUCGCGAGAAGACUUUCAGGUCACUGUGAUGAUCAACCAUCAUGGCGUGGCCGGCAGCGACGACCCUGACGAGUCUCCUGAUGCUGCUGCUUAUGACGUUCGCGGCGAGUUUCUCGUCCAGGAUCAUCGCCACCACCCAAGCGCCUUUCGGCAGAAUUCUGAAAGCUGUGAAACUGCACGGAGGAUACAUGGAGGUGAUCCAGGAACAAAGGUGCUCCCACGAUGUGCUCAGAUUGACGUGCAGAUCGUUGAAAGCGUUCAUUUUUAUUCUGGAGGCGGAAUACCACGCGAAUCAUACGGAGCUCUGUCAAGACGAGUCGAAAAGCUUGAAGGAGCUCAAAAUGUGGACGAACAAAGGUAGCACGCGACGCUGGACGAACGCGAAAGGGCUCAAAGGGAACUACAUUCUCGAUGACGAGGAGGACAUUAUUGAUAUCAGGCCAUCCUUGAACAACAGGUGCUCCGGUCAGAAACACUGCCGCUACAAUCUCAUUGCCGAUCGUCCAGCAGCACAUUCUUGGAUUCCAGGUGGAAUUUCAUUAAAGUACGCUUGCAUACCAGAAGCUGCGGUUAGGCCAUACUGCAAUGAGGACGUGAAGGUAAUCGGCGAAGGCGGUUACAUCCACACCCCGGGUUAUCCGCUGUACUACCUCGGGGAACCGUGUGGGUGGGUCUUCACGACGUAUCCGGGCCAGAGGAUACUCCUGACCUUUCACGACUUGAAUAUCCGUGGUCCAAACGCGGAUGGAAGCUGCGUGGACAUCGUGAGAGCACGGGAACGCGGCAGCACUCUCUUCGAGUUCUGCGGCACCGUCGCGGGCGCGCAAGUGCUCUCGGACUCGAACGAGCUGACCCUGGAUUUCGUCGCUUCGAGGAGGUUUUACAACGCCCGGGGUUUUUUGCUGCAGUACCAAGUGCUGGGCUGUCCGGAGGUCUCGGCGCCGAACGGAAGUUACGUGUCGAACGGUACAUUGACUUCGCGGACAUUCCUAUGCAAGUCGGGCAGCGUGUUCCCCGACAGCAGGGAGAGAAAAAGGACGCUCGAGUGUAGAAAUGGCAAAUGGAACGAGACCGCCGCCGAGUUACCCGGCUGCGUAGCCACGUCAGCGGUGAUCGUCAAGUCGGAGAGCGAGCACCAUCACCUGGCGAGUCUCUCCGGGGACAAUAUCCACGGGACGGGGGUGAGGAUAGGACGCGGCGAGGACGCAGUCGCGGGUGGUAGCAUCAGCCCCGUUAUGGAUUCGGCGCAAUCGGCCAUGAUGAAGCAAGCGGACUACGUCGUAGAUGUUGUGCUGCCAACGGUCCUAAUUGCUUUGCUAUUCGUCGGCAAUGCGAUCAUCGUUUAUAUCAUCUUCCAGUUUAGAAAGAGAAAGCUCUCGGCCACGACGCAGGGCGAAGAGAUGGCCCUGCGGGGCCCACCUGACGUGCCCAACGUGUGAUUCCAGGGGCUCGGACUAAUCGCGCACAUGGCCACCGGUACGGACGAAACGUUUAUACCGAUGUCCACGUGGAGCUCGGGGAUUAUCGCGAAAACGCCGCAGGAUCGUUCCCCGAAGGACCCCAACGUCCUUACGAUGAUGCCGUGCAAUUAGCAGAGAGGCCUGCGCCCGAAGAAACGAGGAGAGAUCCGUCUUUUCGCAGCAUUCUCGAAGUCGUGCGCGUGUACAUCCUGUAGCGCGCCAGGCGCAGAACUAGACUGCUCGAAUUUCCAAGAGAUCUUUCCUCCGCCUAAAUUCAGAGAAAUAAAUUUUUUUGUCGGACGACGCUACGCUUGACAUAAAAAAAAACGCGCGAAGAAUAGAAAUUCAGCCGAGAUCCUGUAUUUCUUAUUCCUCGUACGUUUUCUGCUAAGCGUAUCUGAUUGAUUGCCAUUUCACGUUGACAGCAAUAUGCAACCCUAAACACACUACAUUCGCUAGGAUUUGUUUUGAGAAAUGACAUUCAAAAAUGUAGCUGCGCUUAGAGCAACAUACGUUGUCAAAAUAAGGCCCAGUGUCUCAUGAGAGCGUAUUAAGUAUAAAUGGACUGUAUUGGUUCGACGCCAUGUAACUCGCGAGCCUAUUACAUCUUACACGUAUGCAUAUUUACGUUACUCUGUAUUAUAAUGUAAGGAAAUAAUAUAUUCUAUACUUCGUCCAAGAUUGUAGAUAAGAGUUAAUAAUAAAUCAACCGUUUUCGUA
Molecule: messenger RNA, 3867 nt
Organism: Vollenhovia emeryi
Lineage: Eukaryota; Metazoa; Arthropoda; Insecta; Hymenoptera; Formicidae
Exons: 10
Coding region: 1729-3126 (465 amino acids)
Source: RefSeq, a predicted model, not a curated record